Mizuhopecten yessoensis (Yesso scallop) is the source of this 1085-nucleotide messenger RNA. RefSeq names its product ensconsin-like. The record is from RefSeq and is a predicted model, not a curated record. The transcript is spliced from 2 exons. Lineage: Eukaryota; Metazoa; Mollusca; Bivalvia; Pectinida; Pectinidae. The coding region runs from base 53 to 1051 and encodes 332 amino acids.
CUAAUAGCUUUCUGCAACAUAGAUGUACUAAAAAAUAUCUCUCAGCAAAACUAUGGGUUGUAUCAAUACUAAACCAAAGAAUGAGGACAUGAAGAAAAGACAGACACGAUGGCAAAAACUCUGUAACAGAUUCAGAAGAAAACACAAGGUUGGACCGUCAAACAACCAAGAGACUACAGGAUCAAUGGCGGCAGACUCGGGUAUGGAAACUGUUCCACUGUCUUUGUUCGAGACCACCGAAACUCGUGUCGUAUCCGAGGUAAUCAGAGGAAGCCCCCGAGGUGUUCCGGUAGAACAAGGCACACCAAUGAUAAACAUCGCCAGGAAAGCAGAGGACAUCAUAAUGGAACAGCUGAAAGAGGAGGGGAUCGUACCUAGAAAGGCCAGAGGGGGAGUUGCCUUCGAUAUUAGGGAUAACGUCUGCAAACCGUCUAAAUCGAAAAUAGAAACAAAUGUUGACAUGCUUCAACCAACUCCUGGUGCGCCACAGUAUACCAAAGAAGAGUCUGUUUUAAUGGCCAAGAUCUCUGCGGAGGAAGGCAUUUCACAUCAGCGUCCCCGACUCCUUCCACCUCUUGCAAUUGGUUAUACUUCAGAAGAGAAAGAAAUAAUGGCAGAUAUUAUUAAAAACGAAGAGUUCCAGGCGAAAGGACACAUGGCACGUAUUUCAAAUGAAAGGAGGAAAUUAGCAAGAGAAAGACGGGAGAAGAAAGAAAAGGAAAGGAGAGAAAAAGUCGAAGAGAAAAUGAUGAAAUGUUCCGUAAACAAAGAUGGCAAGGUAGAAAAGAUGAAAAUUGAUGAAAAAUUAGAAAGAGCUAGAUUGAAAAGAGAAAUAAAGCAACAAGAGCUCAAAGCUAAAGUAGAGAGGAAGAUAUCAAGAAGCGAGCCAAAACCACAAGCAACUAAGGAAAGGUCCAAUUUGAAGCAGGAAAAGGCGAGAGCUAAUAGAGAGUUAAUGCUGGUGAAUCGUAGGGACAAAUGGCUGCGGAAGCGGGAGUUACAGGAGGAGGCUAAGAGGCGUCGUGAAACAAGGGAGACAACUAUGGGGUAAUGGAACUAUAGAGACUGUUUCUUCCACAUCGUAA